AUGUUAGAAUACGUGUACGAGAUGCAGCGUAUAGCUCGUGACACGAAAAUCAAUGAUGGUAGCGUUAUCGAGUGCAUCGUGGAUGGUGUGUCUUACGAUGCAAAGCCAUGGGAGAAAGCAUACAAAUCUGCGAAGAACGGAUUUCCUCUUAAACAGCAACCAUGUACUUUAUGUGAAAAUAAAACAAAUGAGCAACGAUCGGACUGCAGAAGCGACGCCACCUCAACCAUCAGUGACAGUGUGGGAACCCCGUCACCCGGGCGGAAUGAAGACGGAUCAGUACAAAACGGUUACACUGGUAUUGGAAUCUACUACAGCAUCGACAAUAGCGCCAUCCGACAACCAGAACAUACAUCAGCCUUCACCGCAGAAGCAAUAGCUCGGGUUAUUGCAGCUGACAAAGGCCUACGCAGAGACAAACCCAACGUGAUCUUCACCGACAGUGCAAGUGUUCUUCAAGCACUUUAUUCUGGAACCACCCCGAACAUCCAACAACUCUGCAACAUACCAAAUACACCCCAAGUCACAUUCUUCUGGAUCUAUCCAGGGAUCUACGCAGGUAUCCAGGAAAACGAAAUAGCAGAUCGACUAGCCAACAUAGGACGUAAUAGGAAUAGCCCGGCCUGCUGUCAUAACACUCAUCCACGCCGUGAUUUCAUUCGCCUUAGCAAAACCAUCAUCGCCAAUAGCUGGAAUGGUUAUUGGGUUAGCAGCGGUCGCUUUUUUCUGAGAACCAUCAAGACCACAACAUCACCAUGGAAAGACCAUCUAUCACACCAAGACCAGGGCAUUCUAUCACGACUUCAUAUCGGACACACCCGGUUCAGCCUCAACUUGUUAUUGCAAAAAUCCAGCCCACCACUAUAGUUCCUUUGGCGUCGACAUCAGUGUCCGCCACAUCUUAUCCGAAUGCCAUGGUUAUACAGCGGAAGAUUGUGAUUGCCAGCGAAAACUUUUAAAAUUCUUUCGUAUUACUUACCUUUAUAAAGAACUUUAAUCAAAACCACAUGUGAAAUGGACAAACAUCUUUAAUAAAAUAAACGGAUAGCUUGAAGUAAUCCAAGACUACCCGACGUCUUAUCCGAGGUAUAAGAUAAUUGCAAGCCACAAAUGGCUUGCAAAGAAGAAUGUUAGAUUAUAAGUAUAGAAUUAAUUAAGCGAUUAAUAGAGGCAUCGCGGGAAUGAGUCCAAAAGUCUCUAUAAAAAAAUAAA
This is a messenger RNA of Anopheles merus, 1212 nucleotides long. RefSeq lists its product as uncharacterized. The transcript has 3 exons. NCBI's taxonomy places the organism in Eukaryota, Metazoa, Arthropoda, Insecta, Diptera, Culicidae. Gene Ontology annotation, molecular function: nucleic acid binding. The record is from RefSeq and is a predicted model, not a curated record. Bases 1 to 867 code for a protein of 288 amino acids.